This is a messenger RNA of Magnolia sinica, 873 nucleotides long. RefSeq names its product basic leucine zipper 19-like. Gene Ontology annotation, biological process: positive regulation of DNA-templated transcription. The transcript has 4 exons. Lineage: Eukaryota; Viridiplantae; Streptophyta; Magnoliopsida; Magnoliales; Magnoliaceae. Gene Ontology annotation, molecular function: DNA binding; DNA-binding transcription factor activity. The record is from RefSeq and is a predicted model, not a curated record. The coding region runs from base 1 to 873 and encodes 290 amino acids. Gene Ontology annotation, cellular component: nucleus.
AUGGCGGAGGAGAGGAAGGGAUUGCCACCAAGGAGCCCAAGAGUGCUGCCCACAACCGGAUAUCUGACCCACAACCGGAAGCAGCACCUUCCCGUCACAUGGCUUGGAGUAGAUGGAUCCAGGUCAGCACCGGUGAACGUGUCCCACCGUAUAUCUGCCGGUGGUUCAGGGUCAUUGAUGGGAAAGCCUGUCAACAAAGUGCUUGUCGACGAGUUGAAGAUAGGUGGCGGCAGCUUCAUUGCUUCUAAAGAGGUUCAGCCCAGUCCGGCUGUGGGUAAGAAUCCGGCGACAGAGAAUCCGACGACCCCAAUGACAUCAACAUCCUCGGAACCUAAGAGUGUUUCUGAUGAGAAAGGAGAGGUGAUUGGGAGUUCCUCAAAGAAUAAUGUUGGAGUUGGGAGCCCAUCCAAAAAGGGACCCAAAAUGGACUCUCACGAGGACUCCAAGAGGCUGAAACGUAUUCAAGCAAAUCGGCUAUCUGCGCAAAGAUCGCGCAUUAAAAAGAUGCAAUACAUCUCCGAGCUCGAACAAAAGGUGGAUGCAUUGCAGGUGAGAAUCGGACUUCUCUCUCCUCAAGUAGGUUACUUCGACAAUCAACGGCUGGCAUUGAAUGUGGAGAACAAUGCUAUGAGGCGGAGAAUAAGCUCUCUCAUGCAUGAGAAGGUGUUCAAGGAUGCCCAAUUCCAUGUGCUGCAACGAGACGGAGAGAGGCUCAGAGAGCUCUAUCUUCUCCAACAGCAACAGCAACAACAAGAGCAGCAACAACAACAAGAGCAGGAGCAACAAGAAGAACCGAUGAUGGGAUUCCCAGCAACAGAACAAACCCAAAGCUUUAAUAUGAGAACUGACCCCUUAAGCUUCAUCUAUGAUUAG